This is a messenger RNA of Striga asiatica, 597 nucleotides long. Lineage: Eukaryota; Viridiplantae; Streptophyta; Magnoliopsida; Lamiales; Orobanchaceae. The record is from the annotation of a GenBank genome assembly.
AUGGGCAACGGAUAUGAUCAGCACAGCCUUCACCGCCGCAGCCGUCCCGACCAAAAGUCCAUUUUCUUGCCAAUGUUCUGCCGACUUUCCCUCACAGACAUAAUCAACCCACACUGCCGCAAAAACCCAAUCUCCGGCGACGGAGAGCCUUCCUCCCCCAAGGUCAGCUGCAUGGGACAGGUCCACCGGAACAACCGCGUCAUCGGCUUCCCGGCCGCCGCACCAGUCGCCGGCGCCGCCCACCACCACCAACACCACAGAUACUCCAGGCUCAGAAAACUCUUCUCCGGCAAAACCCUCCUGCCCCCGCCCACUUCCUCCAUUCCCGCCGCCGGAGGCGCCAGAUUUGGGGGCUGCCGGGGCAGCCGAUGUCCGAAAGGUUUGAGAAGGUUGAAGGUGAAGAACGAUGGUGAUUGUGGUGAGACUGUGGAUGUCUGCGAGCUGGAUCCGCCGCUGCCGGUGGUGAGGAGAGCGGCGCCGGAGGGGGGCUGCGGCGGCGGCGAGGCGAGCUUGUGGCGGAGGAGAUUUACCGGGGCAGCGGCGCUGAAAGCGCUACAGAUUGAACAGAUUCGUAAUCAACCACCAACUGUGAAUUGA